GGAAGAAGGGGUGAGGAACAGGGAGUAUGACUUCUGCAACAUCACCUAUCAUUUUGAAAUGGGACCCCAAAAGUUUGGAAAUCAGGACUCUCACAGUGGAGAGGCUGCUGGAGCCACUCGUUACCCAGGUAACAACGCUCGUGAACACGAGCAAUAAGGGACCGUCUGGCAAGAAGAAAGGGCGCUCUAAGAAGGCUCACGUUUUGGCUGCCUCGGUGGAACAGGCCACUCAGAACUUCUUGGAAAAAGGAGAUCAGAUUGCUAAGGAGAGCCAGGAUCUCAAGGAGGAGCUGGUUGCUGCUGUGGAGGAUGUUCGAAAACAAGGAGAAACCAUGCGAAUUGCCUCCUCGGAGUUCGCCGACGACCCCUGCUCCUCGGUGAAGAGGGGCACCAUGGUGAGGGCAGCCCGGGCCCUGCUCUCGGCCGUCACCCGCCUCCUCAUCCUGGCUGACAUGGCUGAUGUCAUGAGGCUUCUCUCACACCUGAAGAUUGUAGAGGAAGCACUAGAAGCAGUGAAAAAUGCAACAAAUGAGCAAGAUUUAGCGAAUCGCUUCAAGGAAUUUGGGAAGGAGAUGGUAAAACUGAACUAUGUGGCUGCCAGACGACAACAGGAGCUGAAGGACCCUCACUGCAGGGAUGAGAUGGCUGCAGCCCGAGGGGCUCUGAAGAAGAAUGCCACCAUGCUGUACACGGCGUCCCAGGCCUUCCUCCGUCACCCCGACGUUGCAGCCACGAGGGCCAACAGGGACUACGUCUUCAAGCAAGUGCAGGAGGCCAUUGCUGGGAUCUCCAACGCUGCCCAGGCCACCUCGCCCACCGACGAGAACAAGGGCCACACUGGCAUAGGAGAGCUUGCUGCUGCCCUGAAUGAAUUUGAU
Molecule: messenger RNA, 878 nt
Organism: Lepidothrix coronata (blue-crowned manakin)
Lineage: Eukaryota; Metazoa; Chordata; Aves; Passeriformes; Pipridae
Product: catenin alpha-2-like
Exons: 6
Biological process (GO): cell migration; cell-cell adhesion
Cellular component (GO): catenin complex; adherens junction; actin cytoskeleton
Molecular function (GO): cadherin binding; structural molecule activity; beta-catenin binding
Source: RefSeq, a predicted model, not a curated record